AUGAUCCAACGGUGGUUGCUGCUCGUAAUCGGGCUCCUGGCACUCCUAACCCCACCAACAAUCGCCAAAGGAGGAAAAGACAAACUAAAAGCCCACUCCACCGAAUUCGACCGCCAACCAAAUAACCUCUUCUACUUCCCCGGCUCAAACAACAUCCUCUUCGAAGACGUCGUCGCCAGAAAUGCAUAUAUCUCCACAGACGGCGGUAAAGAAUGGGACAUCAUCAAAGGACCCCGCGAUGCCAUGGAAGGCGCUGUCGUCAUGCUGCAAGCGCACCCAUUCGAUGAUCAUCGCGCUUAUGCCCUUGGCGAGAGUGGCAAGGGCUGGAUUACCACUGAUCGGGGGAAAUCUUGGGAGACAUUCGAAGUCGAUACUACGCCUAAUGAUUCGAGAAAGUUUUCGCCGUUGAGGUUUCAUGGUUCCGAUGCCAAGAGGGUUAUCUUUAUGGGACGCGAUUGUUCGGUUCAUGGGUGCCUUCCGACGGCGUAUUACACACUUGAUGAUUUCAAGACGGUGAAGAAAUUGGCUAAGGAUGAGGAUACUUUCGAUUGUACCUGGGCGGCUGGCACGCCUGAGUUCGGUCGGGAUUUGGAUUCUGAGUCCUUGAUGAAGAAACUCGCUGACCGGGUUAUGUGUGUCGUGACCGGUCAGAAGGACGGAGGAUUAGAGGCCUUUUUCCGCAGGCGUUUGAUCGCGUCGGAUGACUUCUUCAAGGAUGGUGGGGUUGAGAUUAAUCUUGAUCGUGGGCGCCCGGUGCCUGGCGUUGAGAUUCGAAUGGUUGCUGUUAAGAAGUAUAUUGUUGUUGCGCUUCAGUCAAGGGGCACGCUUGAGCAGACGCUUUAUAUCAGUGAUGAUUCGAAGGAGUGGCAUCGGGCGGAAUUUGGAGGACAUCGGCUGGAACAGGAUGGGUAUACCAUCCUGGAAAGUACGAAUUACAGUAUCCAGGUUGAUGUUCAGACUGUUUUGAAUGAGAAUCCUGUUGGUGUGUUCUUCACGUCGAACUCGAAUGGGACUUAUUUCAAUCCGAAUAUCGAGCAUACGAAUCGCAAUGUUAGGGGGAAUGUCGAUUUUGAGAAAUUGGCGGAUAUCCAGGGCAUUGUUAUGGUGAAUACGGUUGAGAAUUGGAAAGAUGUUGAGGAGGAUGCUAGUGAGAAGAAGAAGCUCACUACUAAGAUCAGUUUCGAUGAUGGGAGGACGUUUAGUUCGCUCAAGGCUGAUGGGGAUCCGUUGCAUAUCCAUUCGCUGACCUCGUAUGAGGAACUGCAUGAAUUGGCUGCCCUUGGGCGGAUGUUCUCGAGCCCGGCGCCAGGACUGGUCAUGGGCGUGGGUAAUACUGGCGAUUAUCUGGAGAAAUACUCAAAGGGCAACCUCUAUGUUUCCGAUGAUGCAGGCGUGACUUGGCGACAGGCACUCAAAGGACCUCACCGAUUCGAAUUUGGCGACCACGGCGGCGUUAUCGUGGCUGUUAAAGAUGACGGUGAUGCUACUGACGAAGUGCGGUACUCGAUCAACCAUGGCAAAGAGUGGGAGACGCUCAAGCUGAAGCACGACAUUAAGCCCCUCUUCAUCACGACCACGCCGGACUCAACCAGCUUGAAGUUCGUGCUUGUUGGAAUGACGAAAGAACCCAAGUUCCACAUUUACCAGCUCGACUUUGACGAGCUUCACGAGCGCAAGUGUGACAAGGAUGAUUUCGAGGACUGGGUUGCUCGUUUGGAUGAGAAGGGCGAGCCGGACUGUCUGAUGGGUCACAAGCAGGUCUUCCGCCGUCGCAAAUCCGAUGCAGAAUGCUUUAUCAAGGACGAGUUUACCAUUGACGCUCCCAAGGCCGAGAACUGCAAAUGCACAGCCGAGGACUUUGAAUGCGAUUAUAACUUCAAGCGCAGCGAUGAUGGCAAGCGCUGUCUCCCUGCCGUCUCUCUGCACACCCCUGCCGAUACGUGCAAGAAGCCAGACGAUACGUUCGUCGGUCCGUCGGGCUGGCGAAUGAUUCCCGGUGACUCCUGUAUCCGUGAAGGUGGCGAAAGUCUCGACAAAGAGGUGGAACAGCCCUGUGGAAAUUCUACCGGUGCUCCCGUCGCCGAUGGCAAGAUUCGUGUUGGCAAGCCGCAGCUGUUCAACUCAGUCAAGCCGACAUACUUCUACCUUGAACGACAGUCUAGCAGCAAUGGAGACGACGAGACGAUCUUCCAACUUGCCGGCAAUGGCCAACUCUGGAUUACCCACGACCAUGGCAAAAAUUGGGAGCAACCGUCCCAGUUGAAGGGGGAGAGUAUCACCGACAUGAUCCCGCAUCACCACUACACCGACGGCGCGUAUUUCUUAACCGACAAGAAGAAAGUCUGGUAUACCACCAAUCGCGGGGAAAAGUUCCAUUCGGGUGGUGAUAGACCAACCAAGUACAUCGACAAGUACAUCGGUCCACUGGCUUUCCAUGAGAAGCACAUGGACUGGGUGAUUUGGAUGGGAUCCGAGGACUGUGACGGAAGCGAUGGUACCUCCUGCGCCUUGGAUGCCUACAUCAGCACCAACUCCGGCAACAAUUGGAAGCAAUUGGUCAGUGGGGUUGGACAGUGCGUAUUCGGAUACCAGCCCAACGUCGAUGGCACGGAACAUCUUAUCAUUUGCGAAAAGUACCAGAACGAGCUAGUCAAGAACGACCGACAACUCGUUACCAACGGCGGCGAUCCGGACCGCGACUGGCUCGCGCCGAGGGAUGUUAUCUUUGACAACAUUGCCCGAUUCGUCACGAUGGACGGCUUCUUCGUUGUCGCGACGUAUCCGACUGAACAGCAUGAGUUUUUGAAUGUCAGCACCAGUAUGGAUGGAAAGGUGUUUGCGCAGGCCCAUUUCCCGCAUAACCUUGCUUUCGGAGAUGUUAAGCAGUACACUGCCGUGCCGGGAUCUAAGCAUGCGCUUUUCAUGAAUGUUGAGGCGAAUGGCGAGUCUGGGCAUAAGUUUGGCUCGCUGGUCAAGAGUAAUAGCAACGGUACUUAUUUCGUUUCCAGUCUUGAGGGUUUGAGUGAGAAUGACUAUGGAUACAUCGAUUAUGAACGCAUUUCCAAUCUGGAAGGUGUUGCGAUUGCCAACAUCGUUGUGAAUCGGGACGAGGUGAAGAGCAAAUCCGAAUCGAAGAAGUUACGCACUGUCGCUACUCACAAUGACGGUGGACAGUGGGCGUUCCUCUCGCCUCCGGUUCAAGAUCUCGACAAUACGAAAUAUGACUGCUCAGCUGGACAGGGUCAUGGCACGGAAGACUGUGCCCUGCAUAUCCAUGGCUAUACUGAGCGUCGCGACUGGCGAGAUACAUUUUACUCAGGCUCUGCUAUCGGCCUCCUUCUCGGCGUUGGUAACGUUGGCGAAUAUCUCUCCGGUAGCGACGAGGCGGAUACCUUCCUCAGCAGGGACGGUGGAAUUUCUUGGAGAAACGUCAUGAAGGGUCGUUAUAUGUGGGAAUUUGGCGACGCUGGCUCGAUCGUUGUCCUUGUUCGCGAACUCGAGCCUACCAAGGUCAUUCACUACAGUCUGGACCGCGGUAGUACCUGGACAGAGUUCCAAUUCUCGGAUACGGAGAUCUCCAUCGCUGACAUUUCCACCGUGCCCUCGGAUACAUCGAAGAAUUUCCUGCUCUGGGGUAAAGAUAAGUCCUCCUCCUCAGCCAAGAUGGCCACCAUCAACCUCGAUUUCAGCGGGUUGUGGAGCCGGACAUGUGCGGAUAUCGACUCGGACGAAGCGAGCAAGGAUUUCGACCUCUGGACGCCGAAACACCCGUCGCAAGAUGAUAAUUGUCUUUACGGUCAUGUCGAGCAGUACCAUAUCAAGAAGAUUGAUGCUGAGUGCUGGGUUAAUUGGCGUGAGCCGCACUCGCAUAUCAUCGCGAAUAACUGUACCUGCACCCGCGCAGACUUUGAAUGUGACUACAACUACGAAAUCCAAUCAGACGGUAGCUGCGGUUUAGUCCCCGGUCUACCUAAACCAGACCACAGCCUCGCCUGCGCCUCCGACCCUGAAUUAAUAGAAUACUACGAACCAACCGGUUACCGCCGCCUACCACAAACAACCUGUCAAGGCGGAGACCGCGGCGAAAUGGACAGAGGAACAAUGCACGCCUGCCCGGACAAAGAAGAAGAAUUCGACCGCAAACACGGCAUCAGUGGUGCGGGUCUCUUCUUCGCUAUCGUCAUUCCCAUAGCCGCAGCCACAGCCUUCGGCUACUUUGUUUAUACGCGCUGGGAUGCAAAGUUCGGUCAGAUCCGACUAGGCGAGUCCUCCGGCCUGGGUGGCUUGGGCUUCGGUUCUGGUUCUGGUUCUGGUGGUGGUGCACGUGAAGUUGCUCUUGCUAUCCCCGUCGCGGUGAUUGCGGCUGUUGUUGCUGUUGCUCAGGCUUUGCCGUUACUUCUUUCUAGUAUUUGGAGGAGUGGGGCUGGGUUGUUUAAGCGUGGUUCUGGUUCUGGUUCUAGGGGUGGGUAUCAACGUCCGUAUGCGACGAGGGGUUCUUUUGCUGCGAGGCGCGGGGAUUAUUCUCAUGUUGUUGAUGAUGAGGAUGAGUUGCUCGGGGCGGAGGACUUUGAGGAGGACGAGGAGGCGUAG
This is a messenger RNA of Penicillium waksmanii, 4590 nucleotides long. RefSeq names its product vacuolar protein sorting/targeting protein 10. NCBI's taxonomy places the organism in Eukaryota, Fungi, Ascomycota, Eurotiomycetes, Eurotiales, Aspergillaceae. Gene Ontology annotation, molecular function: protein binding. The record is from RefSeq and is a predicted model, not a curated record. Gene Ontology annotation, biological process: Golgi to vacuole transport; Golgi to endosome transport; protein targeting to vacuole. Gene Ontology annotation, cellular component: Golgi apparatus; membrane. Bases 1 to 4590 code for a protein of 1529 amino acids. The transcript has 2 exons.